Molecule: messenger RNA, 545 nt
Organism: Sinocyclocheilus grahami
Lineage: Eukaryota; Metazoa; Chordata; Actinopteri; Cypriniformes; Cyprinidae
Product: cell division cycle protein 23 homolog
Exons: 2
Coding region: 57-353 (98 amino acids)
Source: RefSeq, a predicted model, not a curated record
GUGUCUCUGUCUGUGUCUGUGUGUGUGUGUGUCUCUGUGUGUGUGUCUGUGUGUGUAUGUCUCAGGAGCAGCUGGAGCACGCUGAGGUCAGCACCGCUCUCAGGUAUCUGGGUCAGUACUACUUCAAGAACAAACUGUAUGACGAGGCAUCUCUCUGCGCUCAGCGCUGCUGCGAUUACAACGACGCGCGAGAGGAAGGCAAGGCUCUGCUGAGACAGAUCUCUGCGGUGCGAGAGCAAGGAGAGCCGUCGUCGACAGACCUGUCUUUACCCUGCGUCUUCAACCCGCUGUCUAACAACACCACACCCGUCAGGAGAGUGUCUCCACUCGACCUGUCCUCCGUCACACCCUGACACACAGAUGCGGAGAAAAACACGUUCUGUAAAUAACUGUAUAGACAACGGUGCCAAUAAACUGAUGAAACUUUGACAGUUGAGUGUUUUAUUACAUACGCACUCAUUUUAAGUUUCGAUUAUACAGUGGAAAGACAUUCAAAAGUGACAAACAUCGCCAACCACACUAACCUUCCCAAACUCGUGCAUGAG